AUGUCUAGCGAGAACAUCUCCUUCCAAACCUCUGAUGAUGUGAGCCUCCGAGGUUGGUUUUACAAACCCAAGGAAGCCAAAUCUCCGUUGCCAUGCUUGGUUAUGGCACAUGGAUUUUCAGCUCUUAAAGAAAUGGAUCUGAAUACUUUUGCUGAGUAUUUUGUUGCUCACUUGAAUCUGGCCUGUCUGGUAUACGACAACCGCGGUUUCGGUGAAAGCGACACCAAAGCUGGGCAACCCCGACAGGAAAUCCUCCCUGCACAACAGACGAGUGACUACUCUGACGCUAUCACGUAUGCCCAGUCUCGGUCGGAUGUCAACGAGAACAGAAUUGGUAUCUGGGGUAGUUCUUACAGCGGUGGCCACGUCCUUUGGGUCGGUGCUGUCGAUCGACGAGUCAAGGUGGUUCUUAGCCAGGCUGCCAUGGUGGAUGGCUGGCGCAACUUUCACCGCUUAAUCCGCCCGGAUUUUGUCGGCGGCGUGAAUGAGCUAUUUCAGAAAGAUCGCCUGGCUCGCGCGGCGGGAGAAGCGGCCGCCACCAUUCCAGUUGUCGACGCUGAUCCUCUCAAGUUUUCGGCACUCCCAACCCCUGACAGCUACGAGUUUUUCAACGGAUGGGCCAAGAAAAUCACGUGGGAGAAUAGGGUGACGGUGAAAUCUAUUGAGGCUUUACGCGAGUACAGCCCAUCCGCUCAUAUCAGCCAUAUCUCUCCUACUCCCCUCUUAAUGACGGUCGCUCGGAAUGACGUGAUCACGCCUACCGAUCUGGCCCUGGAGGCGUAUUCGUGUGCGUUAGAGCCUAAGAAACUUCACGUCUUGCCUGGUGGUCACUAUGACGCGUAUUCCGGGCCGAACUUUGACCAGAAUGUCAGCUUACAGGCGCAGUUCUUGCAAGAGCACCUAUGCGGCGAUUAG
Molecule: messenger RNA, 915 nt
Organism: Penicillium lagena
Lineage: Eukaryota; Fungi; Ascomycota; Eurotiomycetes; Eurotiales; Aspergillaceae
Gene: fma-AT
Product: acetyltransferase fmaC
Exons: 3
Coding region: 1-915 (304 amino acids)
Molecular function (GO): hydrolase activity
Source: RefSeq, a predicted model, not a curated record